Dibothriocephalus latus is the source of this 471-nucleotide messenger RNA. The record is from the annotation of a GenBank genome assembly. NCBI's taxonomy places the organism in Eukaryota, Metazoa, Platyhelminthes, Cestoda, Diphyllobothriidea, Diphyllobothriidae.
AUGUUUGAAGUGAUCACAUCAGAGGCCUCCUACUAUCGCAGUCUGCAGGUUCUCAUUAACCACUUCUACAGCGCACCCGAGUUUGACUGCAGUCGAGCGCAGAACCUGAACCCGGAGUCCUCACCGGGCGAAUUAGAAGCGGAAUCCGCCACGGAGCCUAAUCCAAUUGGAUGCUCUGCGACUGCUGCUUCUGGCAUUGAGUCCUCGUUGACACCUUCGGCAUCGUCAGGCCUGAUAAAGUCACCCUCUGUCACGUCUAAGGACAACAGCAGCCUGCGUGGUGUCCGAACCGGACAGACAUCCUUUGACACCACCGGUACCGGUAGUAAUGGCCAUUCGAGUGGUAAUUGUUCCACCGGCGUUGUGGGUACAACUGCAGCAAGCACUACACAGAGACCUGUUCUCAGUCCGACAGAAAAACAUCAUCUCUUCUCUAACGUCCUCCUAGUUUGCAUGGCUAGUGAGGGGUGA